Messenger RNA from Parnassius mnemosyne (clouded apollo), 822 nucleotides. Lineage: Eukaryota; Metazoa; Arthropoda; Insecta; Lepidoptera; Papilionidae. The record is from the annotation of a GenBank genome assembly.
AUGCGAUUUUCGUCGCUAGGCAAACUCGUUCGGAUUACCGCACUAAUAUUUCGUUUUUAUAAUAAAUGCAAAAGGGUUAAAAAUUCGUUCCCGGGUUACAUUACCGUACCUGAAUAUAAUUUUUCAUUAAAUCGACUAAUUUACCUUACUCAACAAUCGGUCUUUCAAGACGAUAUUUUAAAGGUAUCUCAAGGAAGAUUACCUUCUAAUCAAUUGCGACGUCUUACACCCUUUUUGGAUAGUGACAAACUCUUACGUGUAGGAGGUCGAAUUCAUAAAUCAUUGUUACCAUUUGAAUCUAAACAUCAAAUAAUUUUACCGAAAAAACAUGCUUUGACGAAUUUAAUUAUCGACGACGCUCACAUGAGCUAUCUGCAUGCAGGACCUCAGUCCGUGCAAUACUUGCUGUUGCAGCGCUAUUGGAUAUUGUCUUGCCGCGACAUCGUGCGUCAACGCAUACAUCGCUGUGUCCGUUGCUUUCGUGCUCGUCCAACACGUGAUCAACCGAUUAUGGGACCACUACCAGCUUCGAGAAUACGUCCGGCGCGUCCUUUCCUUAAAACGGCCGUAGAUUACGCCGGUCCAUUUUUUGUUCGUGCAAAUAAAAGUAGUAAGUGGCUUCAUGAUCGCGGCUCCGCCAUUCGUGAAGGCACUGUUGUUGUGGUAUGCGACGAGCACCUUCCGCCAUUACAAUGGAAGCUCGCGCGUGUGCAUGCUGUUCAUCCUGGCUCCGAUCAAGUCACUCGUGUAGUGACCUUAAAGGCUGGGAAUACUAUUUUUAAACGACCUGUAGUAAAGAUUUGCCCACUUCCGUUAGAGUAA